AUGGACACUGGCACUUACCCUAGUGAGUGGAAAACUAGCUUCAUAAUUCCACAUUACAAAUCUGGUGAUAGGGCAAACGUCCGCAAUUACAGACCCAUAAAUAUAACCCCAGUUAUCUCACGAAUCAUGGAGAAAGUUGUAAAAGAUCAAUUGUCAGACUACCUAAUUAGGGAAGAUCUUGUUACAAGGUCUCAACACGGAUUUCUCAAAAAUAGAUCCUGCGUUACUUGCCACUUCGACUUUUUCAACUGCAUCACUAGUAGUCGCGAAGCACGUAAGCUAGUCGUUGUUCUCUACUUCGAUAUAUCUAGGGCAUUUGACAUGGUAUCUCACAGUAUUCUCUUUGAGAAGCUGUACUCUUGUGGAAUUCGCAACCCAUUACUGAACUGGUUAAAAUCAUUUCUAAGCAACAGGGUACAAAUAACCAAAGUUGGAUCUGUAUUGUCUCAUCCUAGGCAGAUCUCAAGUGGGGUCGUGCAAGGUAGUGUCCUAGGUCCACUUUUAUUCACAGUCUACAUUAACAGCAUUUGCAAGUGCUUCACCUUAGGCAAACCAUUCCUAUAUGCUGACGACCUCAAAGUCGUCUACUCCUGCUACACUCAUGAAUUAAGCGAUAUGGUUACUAAAAUACAUCUUGAACUAAGUAGUCUCGCAACAUGGUGUGCUGAAUCCUGUCUAAACUUUAACAUUGACAAAUGCGGCUGGAUUUGUAUCGGCAACAGUAACCUUGAUCUAACUCUUGAAAUAAAUGGGCGAAAACUAGCUAAGCUCAACUCAGUCGUAGAUCUCGGUAUUAGAUACUCUAGUAACCUAACGUUCGCUGAACAGACUGAUUAUGCCAGACGUAAAACACGAAGGCUGAUAGGAUGCAUAACACGCAAUUUCUUUUGUUGUGAAACUAGGGUUUUAUUAUACAAAGUAUGUGUCCGACCUAUCUUAGAAUACUGCCCGUUUAUUCUUAGCGGACUCAAACAAAAUGACAAGCUUAAAUUAGAGGGAGUGCAACGGCAGUUUACCUCAAGAACUCUUGGUUUAGAAAGUGGUCUGGAAUACCAUGAGCGAUGCGAAAGACUAAGAUUAGAACCCCUCUGGAAAAGACGCCUUAAGCUAAACCUUAUCUUUUACUAUAAGCUAACUAAUCUUCUCUUGCAUUCCUCCGAGCCAAUAACUAAACCUACCGCUGUCAUCAGUUACAAUCUUAGAAAUCAUCACAACCUAGCUGCUAUAGAGCACUGUCAGACUUACGUGCGGUACAACUUCUUCUUAAAUAAGUUUUCAGUCAUUUGGAAUAGACUACCAGCUAAUGUGCGCGAUGCAAACACACUUCCAGUGUUCAUCUCCUCAGUCACCAGACUGCUCAAAGAUGACAAUGCACUUUAC
Molecule: messenger RNA, 1380 nt
Organism: Trichobilharzia regenti
Lineage: Eukaryota; Metazoa; Platyhelminthes; Trematoda; Strigeidida; Schistosomatidae
Source: the annotation of a GenBank genome assembly